Aspergillus homomorphus CBS 101889 is the source of this 3330-nucleotide messenger RNA. Its product is annotated as cation-translocating P-type ATPase. The record is from RefSeq and is a predicted model, not a curated record. Gene Ontology annotation, molecular function: ATP binding; P-type sodium:potassium-exchanging transporter activity; ATP hydrolysis activity. The coding region runs from base 1 to 3330 and encodes 1109 amino acids. Lineage: Eukaryota; Fungi; Ascomycota; Eurotiomycetes; Eurotiales; Aspergillaceae. Gene Ontology annotation, biological process: potassium ion import across plasma membrane; intracellular sodium ion homeostasis; sodium ion export across plasma membrane. Gene Ontology annotation, cellular component: membrane. The transcript has a single exon.
AUGCCUGCUUCUCCUGCAGGAGUUGCUGCAUUAGACGACAAGUCUCGACACUCCCUGGAGUCGGAUUUGAAUCCCGAUGAACACACUCCUGAUAGCAGAAGUCGAGUCGUGCAAUCUCAAACCAUCAACUUCGGCGCGCCUCAUCCUUCCACAAACAACCGUUCGAUUUACAAUGUGACCCGGUCAAGGAGUCGGGAUACCGUCCGCAGUGCCCGCAGCUCUCGCAGCAUCUCCCAUCCAUCGCCAGCUGCUGGCAUUCCCAUCGAAUUCCGUACCAUAUCCUUCCAGAUAUCUGAAUCCCAAGCCGCAACCCAGGAGGUGCUCAAAGCUCGUGGCAAAGAGGAACAGAAGCCGGAUCAAGACUACUUCGAAAGCUUGGACUUCCAUCUUCUCUCCACCGAGAGACUAUGCCAGCAGUUCAACCUCGACGCCAAUCAAGGACUCAGUAACAAUGCAGCACAGACUCGUCUGCAGCGGGACGGAAAGAAUGCCAUCGCCCAUCACAGAGAAAACUACCUCAAGAAGAUUUUCUGGUAUGUCUUUGGUGGCUUCUGCUCUGUUCUCUGGAUCGGAGUGAUUAUCUUCUUCCUCUGCUGGCGACCCUUGAGCAACCCUCCGUCCGUGCCAAAUCUCGCUAUGGCCAUCCUGGUCAUCAUUGUCAUUGCCUUGCAAGCCUCCUUCUCUGCCUUCCAGGACUGGUCAACCUCUCGUGUCAUGAACUCCAUCCUGGGUCUGUUGCCAUCCGAUGCAUUAGUUAUGCGGGAAGGAAAUCUUGUUCGACUACCUGCUGCGGACUUGGUUGCUGGCGAUCUUGUUCACAUCUCCAUCGGCAACAAAGUUCCCGCCGAUAUGCGCAUCAUUCGCAGCUCGGGUGAUGUGCGGUUCGACCGAUCUAUCCUCACUGGAGAAUCUGACGAGGUCGAAGGAGCGACGGAUGCCACGGACCAGAACUUCCUUGAGACCCGAAACAUUGCGUUCAUGGGUACCAGUGUCACCAACGGCAAUGCCGUCGGUGUCGUCGUCCUUACUGGCAGCCGAUCGGUUAUGGGCCGUCUGGCUUCGAUCACCGCGAACGUCAAGGAGAAACCCACGCUCAUUCAGAAGGAGAUUUCGCGCUUCGUGCGUAUCAUCGUUGUAUUGACCGUCAUAUUGGCUGCUGCGAUUCUCUUUACAUGGGUGGGAUGGCUUCGCGUGGAUCACUCUGACUUCAUGAAUGUAGUAGCGAUGUUGAACGACGUGAUGGGUUGUGUUGUGGCUUUCAUCCCCGAAGGCAUGCCGGUGGGUGUCGCUCUCACCUUGAUGAUUGUGGCCAAACGGAUGAAGGCAAACAACAUUCUACCAAAAGGGUUGGCUACAGUCGAGACUCUGGGCUGUGUCAAUGUCAUCUGCUCAGACAAGACGGGCACCCUCACCCAGAACAAGAUGUUUGUCCAGUCGCUGGGCCUGGUUGACCAGGAGUUUGACCUGCAGGCUUUGGUCAGUGGGCAAGAAAAGUCCAUUCCGAUUCCGUCGGCUUUGGAACCCCUGGUGCAAGGAUCAGCCCUGUGCAACGAUGCUUUCUUCGACCAAGAGACAAAAGACCUACCCAUCAACGAACGGACGGUCAACGGAAAUGCCACCGAUGCUGCAGUUCUGCGUUUGGUCGAAACGCUGCGCCCGAACGGUAAAACCGGGUUGCAUGAGUACGAACGCAUACACCAGAUCCCUUUCAAUUCGAAAAACAAGUGGAUGCUCACGAUACACAAAACUCCCCACGCCCCCAAUCGCUGCCUUGUAUAUGUCAAAGGCGCGCCCGAUGUUCUCCUGCCGCAUUGUUCAUCGUAUCUGUCCGGAGACGGUAUCACUAAGACCAUGGAUGCUGCCGCCAGAGAGUCCUUUUCGGCCUUCCAGCAGAAACUAUCCCGUCGCGCCCAGCGCGUGAUCGUGCUGUGUCAGAAAGACUACGUCCCAACAGCGCCAGUCGGCACCAAUGACUUCAAUGACGAGAUCCUGGCCCACGGAGUGCAAGAUCUCACUAUCGUCGGUAUAUUUGGAAUCAUUGACCCUGCCCGUCCCGAGAUCCCGGCUACUGUUGCAGCCUGUCGCAGAGCUGGCAUCCGCUUCUUUAUGGUCACUGGUGAUUUCGGACUAACUGCUGCCGCCAUCGCACGAGACAUUGGCAUUUUCACUGGAACGGCAGAGCCAAAUACUGUCUCUGAUCUGCAGGCUUUGUCUGCCGACAGUGUGGAUGAGGGGGACCAGGAGAAACACUCCCGACGCAGCCUCUUGGUGGAGGGAUCACAGAUCCCAGCACUGAACCAGGCUCAAUGGGACGCAAUCUGCCAAUACGAGGAAAUAGUCUUCGCACGCACGACCCCCGAGCAGAAAUUGCGCAUUGUCGAGGAAUUGAAGGCACGGGACAGUGUGGUGGCCGUGACCGGCGACGGCGUCAACGACGCACCGGCCCUGCGCGCUGCGGAUAUCGGCAUUGCCGUGGUCUCUGGGAGUGAUGUGGCCAUCGAGGCCGCGGAUCUCGUUCUUCUCGAUCGCUUCGACUCAAUUAUUGACGCCAUUCGCCUGGGCCGUCUAGUCUUCCAGAACCUGCAAAAAGUCAUUGCCUACCUGCUACCGGCCGGCAGUUGGUCAGAGAUCUGGCCGGUGAUCAUGAACGUCUUCUUCGGCGUGCCUCUACCGCUCAGCUCGUUCCUGAUGAUCAUCAUUUGCGUCUUCACCGACCUGUUCCUGUCGCUAUCGCUGAUCAUGGAGAAAGAGGAGUUCGACCUGCUCAGUCUCCCGCCGCGUAACCACAAGACCGACCACUUGAUCAACCUGAAGAUCUACGGACAGUCGUACCUCUUCAUCGGGGUAAUCGAAGCCGUCUGCGCCCACGCCAUGUUCUUUCUGUACAUGUACAAGAAGGCGGGCAUCCCCUUCCACGCCCUCAUUUUCGCUUUCGGGAAGUACUCGGACGGCUUCUAUGGCUACUCCGAGGCGGAAUUAACGCACUUCAACGCGGUCGGCCAGAGCGUCUACUUCGUGUCACUGGUGAUCAUGCAAUGGGGCAACAUCCUCUCGGUGCGCAACAAGCGCCUGUCCCUUCUGCAGGCGGAUCCCAUCCGCAAGAAGCAGCGCAAUCUGUGGCUGCCGUUGGCGAUGCUGGUGUCGCUGGCCAUUGCCGUCUUCGUGACGGAAGAACCGGGACUGCAGUCAUUGUUCAGCACCGCGUCCAUCCCGUUAGAGUUCUGGUUUAUUCCAUUGGGGCUUGCAGCAGGGGUCUUGGCGAUGGAUGAGGGCAGGAAGGUGGUGGUGCGCAUGUUUCCUCGGAGUGUAGUGGCGAAGAUUGCUUGGUGA